AUGCUAACAUCAAUUGCUCUCUUAGCAAUAUUCCUACACCCGGUGACAGCCGCCUCGCCUCCUACCUACUUCAACCUCACCUCGACAAACGACUUCUGCACCGGUCGUGGUCACCCUAGUGCUAUUCUCGAUACCAUCUCUGGAGCAGAUCGUGAGGUGAUGAAGCUCAUGUGCGAGUACUGGCCCGAAGACAAAUGGGGUGUUAUUGAGGACUCCGAUUUGAACGAGGUCGCGGCUUUGGCCGAGAACGGCGAGCUCGCGAAAAUCCGAGAGAAAUCAGUGCAGUGGACGAAGGCUGUGCGGUCGAGCUCGAAGUUCUGUUGGCGAAAACUGAUGAAAAAAAGGGAAAAUAGAAAAGCCAUGUGCGUUGGUCCCGGCCUUAGUGGUAAUUCCCCCGGUCUCGGGUGGAAAUGCAAAAGAAACUGUCGAGACUUCUGUCGAGACGAGUUUCAAAAUCAUCUAGGGAAGACCAGUCGUCUGUUCUGGUGUAAAUGCCCUGUGAACGGCAGUUUUGGUCGAAUCGUCGAUCCCCCUUGUUCCGAAGGAGAGUCCCUUAUAAUGG
Messenger RNA from Perkinsus marinus ATCC 50983, 562 nucleotides. RefSeq lists its product as hypothetical. The transcript has a single exon. The annotation marks the transcript as partial. NCBI's taxonomy places the organism in Eukaryota, Perkinsozoa, Perkinsida, Perkinsidae. The record is from RefSeq and is a predicted model, not a curated record.